This is a messenger RNA of Thalassophryne amazonica, 1747 nucleotides long. RefSeq names its product EEF1A lysine methyltransferase 1 (gene eef1akmt1). Gene Ontology annotation, molecular function: nucleic acid binding; protein-lysine N-methyltransferase activity. NCBI's taxonomy places the organism in Eukaryota, Metazoa, Chordata, Actinopteri, Batrachoidiformes, Batrachoididae. The record is from RefSeq and is a predicted model, not a curated record. The coding region runs from base 27 to 680 and encodes 217 amino acids. Gene Ontology annotation, biological process: methylation. The transcript is spliced from 5 exons.
AUACCAGCGGCAUUCUGUAUUCAGUUAUGAGUGACAGCGAUGAUGACGUCCCGACACUGUCAGCGGAGACUCUGGCUGCCCUGCAGGAAUUUUACAGUGAGACCAGGAACUUCACGGCACAGAGCACAGCUCCGUCAGACUGGUUCACUGUGGGAGCAGUGGAGGAGGACUGGAGCAUGAGUCAGUUCUGGUACAGCGAUGACACGGCCACACGGUUAGCCGAGGAGGUCAUACGUGCGACUGGAGACGGAGGCAGAAUAGCUUGUGUGUGCGCGCCCAGCGUGUACCAGAAGCUGAAGCAGGGAGUGGUGGACGGGUCGGACCGGGUUUCUGCUGUCGUGCUGGAGUAUGACCGCCGCUUCAGUGCCUAUGAGCAAGACUUCAUCUUCUACGACUACAACGAACCUCUCUCCAUCACUGCUGAAGUGGCGCCUCAAAGCUACGACAUCGUCCUUGCUGACCCCCCGUACCUGUCUGAGGAGUGUCUGAGCAAAGUGACCCAAACCAUCAAGUACCUGACCAAAGACAAAGUACUGCUGUGUACAGGAGCCAUCAUGGAGAGUCAUGCCAAAGAGCUUCUGGGUCUGAAAAUGUGCAACUUCCUGCCAAAACACAACAGGAAUCUGUCCAACGAGUUCCGCUGUUUUGUCAACUAUCCUUCCCGCCUGCUGACGUGCUGAAGACAGAACUUUGAUCUGUGCCAACGUCUCGGAACGGGAACACCACAUCACCACUUCAUACUGCUGACCAGAGGAAGGAUACUUUGGAUGUGCAGAACGAGCUGAAACUCUGAGUUUGUGGUGUUUUGUUUUUUGUAUAAUUUUGAGUCAACACUUAACACGUAAAUGAGAAGGUUGGGAUGAAAUAAUCCGUUACUGUUUGAAACCAACUGCAGUCUGAGUUUUGAUCCUUUCAGCCAGAGACUAGUUUCAUCAGUUACCAACAUCACCAGAGAGAAAUGUGAAUUUAACAUGUUUGUAAUAACAUAUUUGUUACCUGGGCUUAUUGUUACAUGGUAGCGUGGUGUUCGUGAUCUCUUUUAAUAGUUGAGAGAAUGGUCAUUUAUUGGUCAGUUUGUGGCGUUUGACAGUUAUUGGCCCAUUCGCACUUAACAAAAGGUCAACGAGCGCCAAGGUACCGACCACGGCGCCCCAGCAGCUGCCCUGCACGGUCUGUUGCAGAGUUCUCACCAGUACAUUUCCCUUGUUAAGCUGCCGCUGAGUAGUAGCAGUUACUCUGUCCGUCGGCCUGCGUAGCUGCUGCUUUGAUUCAGCCUUUGACAGCUGGACUGCUGUGAACAAAAUGUGCAUCAGUGUCACUGCUCUUGAGCGCCUUGAUCAGACUGGCAGUAAAUAACCGCUCAAAUCAGAUUCCAGCUGUGUUUUUCUACAUCUGUAACACCUGAUGGCUGAAACUGCACGUCGCAUCAGACACACAUCGAACACACACCAGUGUAUUUCCAGCCAGCAGCCUUUUCAACUGCUGCUGAGUCUGCAAAAUUUUAUUGUGCACAUUUUCUGUGACGGUUUCUUGACGUGAGAUUUACAGCGUGCAUUCAGUUUUGCGUGUUUGUGUUUUUAUUUAUCAUUUAGUUGGUCCAGUUGUCACCUGACAGCACACCUCGUAUCAAAUGUUUUAUUAUACAGUAGUGUUCAGAAUAAUAGUAGUGCUAUGUGACUAAAAGGAUUAAUCCAGGUUUUGAGUAUAUUUCUUAUUGUUACAUGGGAAACAAGGUACCAGUAGAUUC